Molecule: messenger RNA, 1338 nt
Organism: Naegleria lovaniensis
Lineage: Eukaryota; Heterolobosea; Eutetramitea; Acrasida; Naegleriidae
Exons: 3
Coding region: 1-1338 (445 amino acids)
Source: RefSeq, a predicted model, not a curated record
AUGAGGUCCUCUUUCACCUCUUCCUUGAACUCGAGUGUUCGCUUGACUCCGGUACGAGAGAGGGACGGACGACCACUCACGACAAAGGCUCAGACCGAAGUACCUGGGCCAGGAAAUUACAACGUACGAUCCAGCUUUGGUGAAGGUCUAAAGUUUUCUCUUUCUGGUCGUACAGGACAAAGUAAUCUGGAGAGAAGACCUGGACCAGGGCCAGGAAGCUAUACCGUACGAGGAGAUUUUGAAUUGGACUCAAAUAGAAAUAGAAAAGGAUUCAGCCUUAGUAGUAGACACAAGGAAAUUUCAGCCGGAGGGAAUCCAGUCGGACCAGGUACCUACAAUCUUAAAUCUGAUUUCGAGGCUUCGCCAAAGAAAGGCUUUAGUUUGUCUGGAAGAGCCAAUUCGGCAUCUGCAUCAAGCAGGUCAUCAGUGCCAGGUCCCGGAUCCUAUUAUUGUGAUAAUCAAUUCAAAGCUUCGUCGUCCCCAAGAUAUUCCUUAUCUGGAAGAACGAGACAAGUAACUUCAGCUAUCAAUACAAACAUUGGACCUGGCUCAUACAAACUUAAAUCAGAUUUUGAAAGCUCAGGAAAAGGAUUUUCAAUAUCAGGUAGAACAACAUCUAAUCAUCAUUCUGGAACAGCUCCAGGGCCAGGACAAUAUGAUAGCAAAAGCGAUUUUCGAAAUGAUGGAAAGAAAGGAUUUUCACUGUCAACUCGUCACAAAGAUCUAACUCCAUCCAGUUCUUCUCCAGGACCUGGUACCUAUAAUGCGCCUAGUAGUUUCUCUGGAGUUCUAAGUGCAUCGUUGAAAGGCAGGCCAAAAGAUAACUCAAUUUCAUUUAGCCCAGGACCAGGUGCUUAUCAACAACGGUCCGAUUUUGAGUUGUCAACAAAGAGAGGUUUCUCAUUGUCGGGUAGACCUAAGGAAUCAUCACCUCAUUCUGCCUCUCCAGGACCAGGGACCUACAAGACAAGAUCUGACUUUGACUCUAACAGCGGAUUAAGGUAUUCUAUCUCUGGUAGGCCAAAAGAUCUUUCUGCUUCAGUUAGCUCAGUCGGUCCCGGUUCUUACUCGCUAAAAUCAGAUUUUGAUGAACACAAGAAAGGAUUUUCUCUUUCUUCACGUCACAAGGAGCUUGCCUCUUCUAUGGCAGUGCCAGGCCCCGGAACUUAUAAACCUGUGUCAGAUUUCGAAAACUCCAAAUCAAAGGGGUUCAGUCUCUCCGGACGAACAAGCAUUCUAAACAAGUCAAUGGAAAGUGUUCCAGGACCAGGUACUUACUCCCUAACAAGCACCAUUGGUAAAGGAUCUGUUGCGCAUGUAUUUGGAACUGGUAUGUAA